Morone saxatilis (striped sea-bass) is the source of this 3315-nucleotide messenger RNA. Its product is annotated as ras-related protein Rab-7L1-like. Bases 319 to 927 code for a protein of 202 amino acids. Gene Ontology annotation, biological process: vesicle-mediated transport. Gene Ontology annotation, cellular component: trans-Golgi network; Golgi apparatus; vesicle. Lineage: Eukaryota; Metazoa; Chordata; Actinopteri; Moronidae. Gene Ontology annotation, molecular function: GTP binding; GTPase activity. The transcript has 5 exons. The record is from RefSeq and is a predicted model, not a curated record.
AGUUAUUCUUUAGCUAUGGUUUUAGGGUUGUAGUUUUUUUUUUUUUUUGCAAAGUGUAGAGAAACACGGUUAUCCUAACCAUACUUAUCUUAUUCUUUUGAGUUUAGAAACCAGGAAGUUUACAUUUUAAGUGGGUAGAGACUGAAAGGUAGUUAACAUGUUUAGGGUCAGCAGAUGCAAAAAAAGGCUCAGGUAAAGUCCAAUCCAGGUGGGUUAUGGUGGAGUAUUUGUUUAAAACAGCUUUGCCUCAUGAACUUCCUCACAUAACUUUUGAACUUUGAGCCGUUGGCACGUGUUGCCGUCUGACAGAGGAGAGAGAUGACCGAGCACCUGAUGAAAAUACUGAUUGUUGGUGAUGGAAAUGUUGGGAAAUCCUCCUUUGUGCAUCGCUAUGUGCACAGCCAGUUCAACAAGACCUACAAGAUGACAGUAGGAGUGGAUUUUUCUGUGAAGCUGCUGCACUGGUCGGAUAAAGAAAAAGUCAGACUACAACUGUGGGACAUCGCAGGCCAGGAGCGUUUCAUUUCCAUGACCAGGGUCUAUUAUAAAGGCGCGUUGGGCUGUGUCGUCAUGUUUGAUGUCACCAGUCCGUCCAGCUUCCAUAGCUGUCGCCAUUGGAAACAGGACUUAGACAACAAGACUAUGCUGCCUAAUGGACAAUCCAUCCCCUGCAUCCUGCUGGCCAACAAGUGUGACCUAGCUCAGAGGGUUGUGUCAGCUGACAGCAUUGACAGAUUCAGUAAGGUCAACGGCUUCAUUACAUGGAUGGAGACUUCAGUCAAAGAGAACAAGAACAUCGGAGAGGCUAUGAGGAGGUUGGUGCAGGAGAUUUUGUCAGUUGAGUCCAGUCUGGACCCGUUGGAGCCAGAACCUCAAGACAGCACUUAUUCUCAAAUGGACAACAGCAGAGGAGGAAGCUGCUGCUAAAGCACGGCUUUCACACUGCAAUUGCAGGGACAAGCAAACACAGCCAGCACCUAUUCAUUAGUUGUUUGAGGUGCCUGAGCAACUGAGCAAGGCACUUCCACCUCAAGUACUUAGUGCAGCUGUCCAGAAGAAGCACAGAAGAAGCACCAGGAGGCCAGUGGAGACGUCCUAGAUGCUGAUGUAAGGGGGUGUAUUGUUUCCAGUACACUAAUAAUUUUCCCCAGAUAACAAAUAGUAAAUGAUAAUGGCUCUCUAUCAAUCUGUUUUGAGCAUCCAGUGACUCUGCCAACAACUUUGUUUAUGCUGAGCCAACACAUUCUCAGCAGGACAUUAAAUACCAGCAUUUUGUCACACCCCUCAGCGUCUACAUGCAGACACAGAAGUUACCCCUUAGUGCCUGUUGGAGACGCAGUGGGUUGUCAUGUAACUCCAUUGUAACAAGAAGGUCAGUGUGGGGAGGUGGUUGGGGUAGAUGGAUGGGUCAAACAAACACUUUCACCCAGGAGACCAGGAUUUGUGUCCCUUGCAAAACCAAGUUAGUCAAAGUUUUGUUUCAUAAUGCUAAGAGCGUGAUUUGCAUCAUGUGCAGUAAUGGCAACAUGCGACUAACCCUAACCCUAACCCUUGCAUCAUGCAACAUAUUCAUUCUAACCAAAAUUAUGAUGUAACCCUAUCUAACCAAGUAGUUUUGUUGCCUAAACUGUGACCGUUCACAACAUUCACUACAUGUUAAAAAGGUGUCUCAUUCAGAAGCAAAAGGUACCCUUGAGCUGUAUGAGAUACUGAGAGGUGUGACAAAACAGCAUUGGUAUUUCAUGACCUGGGAUAAGAAGGUGUUGACUGAGCAGGUCUGUUUGGCUCUAAAAGGACACUAGUAUUAAAGUAACACACUCUAUCUCACUGUUUUCAGUGUAUGAUUAGAAAAUACUUGAUGAUACUCAUGGGAAAGAGCAACACCUCCAGUUUUACUGGCACAAAAGCCUAAAUCAGAGUUUCAACUUUUCUAGGCCUUCAACCCCAGUUUCAGGACUAUACUACUAUACUUUAUGUAUGUAUGAGUAUACGUCAAACCUUUUUAUUCUAACCUUUAAGAGUGUCAGAGGGGCUCCACAUGGAUAAGAUUUAUGUGUACUGAAAAUGUAUGUCUUAUAAAUCUCCCACAACUCUAUCUGCAAAUCAGCUGCCCCACAUCAGGUCCCAACUCGAAGGUUAAGGAAGUAAUGGACCUUCCUUUUGGUGUGAGUGGUAUUCUGUCAACGAUGUACAUAAUUAUUAAACAUUUUACAAACUUACUGGAAUUUUCAUACUGUAAAUUUUUAGAUAUGCAGCAGCAGGAACAGUUUAAAGAAGAAUAGUAAAACUGGAUGGGUAGCACUUGCAGCGAUCUAUGGCUGAACAGACAGAUAAAAGAGAAGAGUACACAAAGACUUUACAGACUGUUCAACUGUUAUAAUUUGGGUGAUGUAGAGAGGUAGACAGCGAGGACAAGGAGGAGAGAGGGGGAUGAAGAGAAACAGAAGGAGCAGAGGGAUGGUGUGUGUGUGUGCUUAUUUAAUGGGAGGCCUCUUGGUGUUAGAACGAGGUGUGGAGCGUGUUCAGUGACGCCGCCAAGCCACCUCCUCCAACAGGCUGAGUCAGACAGACACAUGGCAUCCCCGUGCUAACAACGAGGGGUAUGUGUGUGUGUGCAUACGGUGUAUGCCAGUAAGGCAAAUGGUGUGUAGGUGCUGCUGUGUUGGUGUGUGUUUUUUUGCACAUGGAUGUGAAUGUGCCUCGGAGACGUCAAGAACUUACACAUAUCCUGUCAACAUUCUGGUUUUGGUUUGUCAACCUCAGCCUUUGAUAGCAUAGAUUUGUGAGUAAAAUCCCGUUGUUUUUAAGUCCAACAUAGUCUUGAAUGUUUGCGGUUACAAUGAUAAUCAAAAAGAAAAAAUUAAAACUCCAUCUUCGUUAUUGUCAGAACUACACCCAUUAACUAAUACAAAGAAAUCUCUCUGUUGCAGAGAAAAGCUCCAGUUAAUUCCUAAUUCAAAGUUUUCUUUUAAUGAUAUCCUCAAUGUAUCCACCACAGAAAUAUGGUAGUUUUUUUUAAUAAUCUAAUGAUAUUAUAAGUAUAUAUCAGUUUAAAUUAUUUUAUCUUGUUUAUGAGAAGUCUUCUUUUCAGUUUGGUAUGACAGAUGGUCAUACAGCAAUAGUCUACAUACAUGGUAUUCAUUAAGUUGAAUUAAACAAUUUACAACAAGUUUGUACAGUUAGGGUUUCCUGAUUGUUACUUGGAACUUCAAAUAAAUUAGAUUUAGGAUAUGAAACAUUCAGCAUGUGGCUCAUUGUCCAUGGAGAAAACUAAUGGGACUUUUGGAAACCCAAAAUAAUUCUUCCCAAUUCACG